This is a messenger RNA of Xenopus laevis (African clawed frog), 1195 nucleotides long. It is a transcript of the gene tspan2.S, whose product is annotated as tetraspanin 2 S homeolog. The record is from RefSeq and is a predicted model, not a curated record. Bases 59 to 739 code for a protein of 226 amino acids. Lineage: Eukaryota; Metazoa; Chordata; Amphibia; Anura; Pipidae. The transcript has 8 exons. Gene Ontology annotation, cellular component: plasma membrane; membrane.
CUGUGGGUGCUGCCUGCUUGGGAUCUGACAGCUGCUGCAGUCGAAGUCUGGAGCUGUGAUGGGGAGACUUGGCGGAGCCCUGCAAUGUGUCAAGUACUUGCUGCUGACUUUCAACCUUAUAUUCCUGCUGGCAGGAUCAGCUGUAACUGGUAUUGGUUUAUGGCUUCGAUUUGGUGGCGGAUUAAGAGUAGCAAUUUUAGAAGAUGAAUAUGAAGAUUUCAGAUCAUCAUUUUUUAUGGGUUUGUAUGUCCUAAUAGGGGCAGGAGCGUUGAUGAUGCUGAUCGGGCUCUUUGGUUGCUGUGGAGCGGCUCGUGAAUCUCAGUGUCUAAUUGGAGCGUUUUUUGCCUGCUUGCUUGUCAUUUUUGCUGCAGAAGUAACAGCAGGAGCUGUCUCCUUUCUAGGCAAAGCUGAGGCUGUUAAAAAACUGAAGAAUACAUAUCAUGAAGCUUACAAGGCCUAUCAAAAAAAUGGAUCAAAGAACACUACCCUUUCUGGUUUGCAUAAAAUGGCAAAAUGUUGUGGGACUGAGGACCCAGCCAGUAUUACAGUACUGAAGCCCUUGUGUAGUGAAAAGCAGCAGGAGUACAAGAACUGCCUCGUAGAGAUUGAGAAGACACUGAGCUACUAUUUCCAUAUAGUUGGAAUACUUGCAAUUGCCACCGCUGGGAUUACUAUCUUUGGCAUGAUAUUUAGUAUGGUUCUUUGCUGUGCAAUCCGCAACUCAAGAGAUAUGCUGUGAUAUCAGAAUCCAUAAAAGUCUUGCACCGUACCGUGUUGGAGCUCCACCUACUGGUCCAGGGACUGUAUUACAAUCCUCCGCAUAGACAGUCUGCAACAACUGUAUACACUACAGUAUAACAGAAUGUGCUUUUAGUCGAGUUUGUAUGAAGCCCUGUACUGUAUUACAGGACCCUAAUACAGGAUACUUUAUUUGGCAGACUUUUGGAACAGCUAUAUUAAAUGAUUAAAGCUUUAUACAAGCAGGCCAACCCACAAAGUACAAUAUGGUUAAACACAAUUUUAUUAAGAUUAAAUAACCCUAACAGCCUAAUUUAUCCUCUAAAAACCUUCAAUUCGAAAUUAAUUUAUUCUUUGGCCUUUUAGUGUUAAUGCAGAGAAGUAGAAUAUACUGUAUGGCAUUGGUACACUGGUACAGGUAUGGGACCUGUUAUCCAGAAUGAUCAGGAUACGGGAU